AUGGGGCGAACGCCUCUACACUGGGCUGUAGUGCGCAAUGAUAUCGCUAAUGUUCGUUAUCUUCUAGAUUGCGGUGCUGAUCCAAACAAAGCUGCCGAGCGCUCAGGGUGGACAUCGAUGCAUCUCGCGGCCCGUGCAAGAGAUCUCGAUCCAGACAUCUUGAGGCUGCUGCUAAUUCACAAUGCAGAUGUCGAUGCGUUACAUUGCCAUCAACAGACGCCACUGUCGAGAGCUGUCAGACAUGGUGCCGAAGCUACAAGACUCCUGAUCGAUGCAGGAGCUCAUGUGAAUCUGCAAUACGAUGGUGACAAAUGGUUUGCUUUGCACUUAGCUGCCUGGAUUGGUCAAACAGGGUCAAUGGAGGUUUUGCUCGAGGCAGGCGCAGACCCAUUGCUCCAGACAAUAUGGGGAGGGAAUAUCAUUGGAAUGAUAACUGACGAGUGGUGGACAUUGUGGGUAGAUCUAGUUGAUGAUCUUUGCGCAUUGGGGUGA
Messenger RNA from Bipolaris sorokiniana ND90Pr, 492 nucleotides. RefSeq lists its product as uncharacterized. Gene Ontology annotation, molecular function: protein binding. The transcript is spliced from 2 exons. The record is from RefSeq and is a predicted model, not a curated record. NCBI's taxonomy places the organism in Eukaryota, Fungi, Ascomycota, Dothideomycetes, Pleosporales, Pleosporaceae. The coding region runs from base 1 to 492 and encodes 163 amino acids.